AUGACUAACACAUUAAUUAUGCUUGUGAGCCUGGUGGUUCUUCUCAGAAUGUUUAUAAAUGGAAAGACAACAUGUAAAUGGCACUUGGUGGAAGAAUGGCGUACACAGCCCUCAACAUAUGUGGUGAAUUGGACACUAACAGAAAAUAUCUGCCUGGAGUUCUACGGAGAUGUAAAUACUAAAAUGAAUACUUCUGGCAAUCAGGUUGUUCCCCAGAUUUGCCCUUUGCAAAUUCAAUUAGGAGACAUCCUUGUAAUUUCUUCUGAACCAUCUCUUCAAUAUCCAGAAAUAAAUGUGAUGAAUGUUUCUGAAGGGUCAUUCAUUGACUGUUUGCAAAAUACCACAGAUGAAGAUCAGUUACUUUUUAGUUGCAAACUAAAAGGAAUGCACACUGUUAAUUCUCAGUGGCUCAGUAUUGGGACACAUUAUUUUAUCACAGUAAUGCCAAGUGGUCCAUCCCUUUGUCAACUGGGACUUCGACUAAAUGUGACAGUGAAAGAGCAGUUCUGCCAGGGCUAUCUGAGUUCGGAGCUUUGCUCUGGGCAUGGUAGAUGUCUUACUGAAGUUUGGAGCAAGACAUACAGCUGCCAUUGCCAGCCUCCAUUCUCUGGGAAAUACUGCCGGGAGCUUGAUGCAUGUGGUUGUAAACCAUGUAAAAAUAAUGGCAGUUGCAUUAAUAAAAGAGAAAAAUGGAAUAAGCGAGGAUAUGAAUAUAUCUGUCACCCACCAUUUACAGGCAUAAAUUGUUCAGAAAUAAUUGGCCAGUGUCAACCACAUAUCUAUUUCCAUGGGAACUGCAGAAAUAUUACUGAAAACAGUUUCAUUUGUGAAUGUGAGGAACCAUUUUCAGGUCCAUUCUGUGAGGAGUCAAUGGAACAUUGUGCUUCUCAGUCUUGUUGGAAAGGAGUAAUUAGUCAAAAUAGAAACUCAGCUUACAUUUGGAAAUGCCCAAGAGGAUUUCUCAAUCAAAACUCUGAAACCGACAUCAGUGAGUGUUCACCAAAACCAUGUCAGAAUGGUACUGACUGCAUCAGUAUUCCAGAGGAUAUCAUGUGCAUGUGUUCAAUGAUAUUCACAGGCAUGCUUUGUAAGCAACUUCAAACACCACAGGAGUCUUUUCCUUGCAAGACUAAUGCCACAAGUGUGAAAUAUGAGAAAGAUUAUCAUUGCAGUCAUAUGCCAGGAUUUACUGGAAAAAACUGUGAGAAAGUAAUUGACCGCUGCAGACUGUUCACCAUCAACUGUCUGAAUGAAGGAUGGUGUUUUAAUAUAAUUGGAAGAUUCAGAUAUAUAUGCAUGCCAGUGUGCACACAAAAUUCAUGUUGGUUUGUGAAGAACACUUACUUAGUUCAUCUGUUCACCUGCUACUGGGGAGCCAUCAGCCAUGCUAUUUGCCCAGCUGAAGUUGCUAAUCCUCCUCACUUUAAGUGUGUGUGGCAAUUGAAAUUUACAGGAUCUGAAGGGGAAAAUCAUGAAGUGGUUGCUGGUGGGUACUUCUUUCUCAUUCCCAACUGCACUGAAGGUGCCGUCAGUCUGAACCAAUCUGAAGCCCUUGGUCAUGUAUGUUGGUUCCUACGUGAAGGAACAAGCAAGAUGUGUGCAAAUGGAUGUAGCCAUUUAACUAAAGAAGACAAUAAGGGCUAUUGGUGCCUACAUAUUCCCACACAGCUUUGCAAAAUGUGUCUGGAAAACACAACUGACUAUGAAGAAAGUAGGUGUCAACAAGAAGCUAUGUAUGAAGAUGAGAUUAAUUUAUCCAGAUGCAGCUGUUCUCUUGGUCACAUAUUUAGAGUCUGUAUUCUCAAUGUUGAUGAUUACUUAGGAAACCAGAGUACAUCAGUGCACAGCCUCUGCCUGGUCCAUUUGCACACCUGCAAUUGUAGCUGUCUGCAAAGAUAUGAAAGACACAUCUGUGAAAUUGAAACCGCAGAAGGUAAAUCUGUGCGCUGCAAAAGUGGAACAACAGGUACACAUUUAAGUGGCUAUUCCUUUGGCAAAUAUGUCCCAGCAUUUACAGACAACGUCCAUGCAAAGUGGAGAACAAUUGUUUUAAGGCCAAGGGGAAAGGUGAAAGUCUCGGAAAUAGAGAACAUGGGAUUUUCUUCUCAGCGGAAAACAGAUCUCAGGGAGCACCCUGGAAGUGUUUGGUGCCCUACGUUGACUGUGGUAUCUGAGGAGUAUGGGGUGUCUGUCUGGGUGACCAACAACCGAAAGUACCAUGUGACAACUGCACCUUAUAAAGAACGUUUAGCCCUGGGGGACACACUUCAGGAUGUUAUUGAUUCACUGUAUGAAAUAGCUGUAGAAGAGUAUAUGUCCCAUCCCUGUGAGAAUGCAGCCACCUGCACUGACCAGUUGAAGAAGAGAAAACAGACACACAGGGGAGAAGGCCCUGUGAUGACAGAGAAAGAGAUUAGAGGGAUGCAGACACAAGCCAAGGAUGCCAGUGAUUACCAGCAACCACCAAAGCCAGAGAAGAAGGAUCCUCCACCAGUGCCUUUAGAAAGAGCAGAGCCAGCUCACAGCUUGAUUUCAGACUUCUGGUCUCCAGAAGUACGGAAAAUAUGUGACAUCUGCAGUCUUGUUUGCAGCCCAUCCUUCCAUGCACAAGUGCCUUACUUGGUCGACAGCUUCUCCUGUUUAUGCAGUCUGGGCUCUGCUGGUCUAAGAUGGAAACAGGACAUUGAUGACUGUAUCCAGAAUGCCCAUGAGAACAAUUCUACCUGCAAAGAUCUGCAUCUCAACUACCAAUGUGUGUGCCUUUCUGGUUGGGAAGGAAAUUUUUGUGUACAAGAAUCCAAUGACUGCAGAAAGAAUCCCUGUAAGAACAAUUCCACAUGUACUGACCUUGACACUGGCUAUCGCUGUGAAUGUACACCUGGAUGGACUGGACAAAACUGUAGUGAAGAAAUAAAUGAAUGUGACUCUGACCCAUGCAUGAACGGAGGUCUUUGUCAUGAAUCUUCCAUCCCUGGGCAAUUUGUAUGCCUGUGCCCACCCUUUUAUGCUGGAAAGUUCUGCCAUCAACACUCUGACCCCUGCGAUCCACUUAGUGACCUGUGCCAAAACAACUCGACAUGCUUGAUUGUGGUAGAUGGACAUCAUUAUUGCAUUUGCAGAGAAGGAUUUAAAGGUGAACACUGUGAAAUUAACAUGAAGGAGUGCUUCUCCCUUCAUUGUCGAAAUUGUGGUGACUGUAAAGAUGGGGUCAACCAUUUCAGGAGUGUUUACAGACCUGGGUUUUCUGGACCUCUCUGUGAAACUAAUGAGUGUUCCUCUAAACCUUGCACAAAUAAUGGAAUCUCUAUGGAGCUGCCAAAUAGAUUUUUCUGUAAUUGUGAACCUGGGUAUCAUGGAUCUUUUUGUGAACUGGAUGUAAAUAAAUGUGAAAUCUCACCUUGUCCUGAUGGAGAAAAUUGUAUCAAUAGAACAGGCGGAUACACCUGCCUCUGCGUUCCUGGUUGUUCAGGCACCGAUUGUGAAGCAAACACAGAUGAAUGUCUAUCAAAAGCCUGUCUCCUUGACGGAACUUGUAUCGAUGGCUUCACUCAGUUCACCUGUGACUGCAGGGGUGGGUUUCUCAGAACACACUGUGAUGCAAAGGCAAAUGACAGUCUCUCACAUCCUUGUCUACAUGGCAGAUGCAUAGGUUUCAUUAAGUAUCAAUGUUCCUGCAAUGCAGAAUGGACCAGCUCAAGAUGUGAGAUAAAGAUUAAUAACUGCACAUCCAUCCUUUGUAUGAAUGAAGACUUCUGCCAGAAGGCAGUCCACGGCUUUACUUGCAUUUGCCCAAAUGGUACCUGUUGUGAAGUAAAUGGUAGCAGUUGUGCUGAGCCUGAACUGAAUGUGAUCCUCUGCCUCAGUGAAAGGAUUUAUGUUGAUGGACUCGGACACACUUUUUAUUGCAGAUGUCUCCCUGGAUUUUCUGGGAAAUGGUGUGAAAUUAACAUAAGUGAAUGUUCACCACCAUGUCUAAAUGGUGCAGACUGUGAGGAGCGCAUCAAUGGAUAUAUUUGCAAAUGUCAACAAGGAAGGUCAGGACAUGCCUGUGAGAAGGAUCUUGAUGAGUGCCUUUCCAACUUACGUGUUCAUGGAAUGUGUAUAGGAAAUGAACCUGGUGGUGGCUUGCCUCAUUUAGGUACACCUGGAUUUGAGAACUGCUCCAUGGGGCUUCGCUGUGGUAAUGAGAUAAGGAGAAUCACCUGUUUGUCUCCCUGCUCUGGAGGAACAGAGGCCACUUCCACACGAACACACACAGCACCCACUUCAGGGACUUCAGUCAGUAGCUUCCUGCCUGCCAGGGUCACCCGGCUGUGGGCCAUAGUGAACCCUUCUCCAGUUGGUCAAGGUCCAAAACAGACAGACUUUUUCCAGCAUGAGGUUCUCCCAACCACUGAUUUGGCAGCCUUACAUAUUGGCACAUCCUUUGAAAGCUGUUUACGCCAAGAACUGAUUUCCACUAGAGAGCUUUCAGCAGAAUCCAGUCUUCCUUCUUCCGCAGAUGUCUCCUCUUCCCAGGUUCUGAACUUUGGUGCUCGUGACCCAGCACAAAUUGUCGGGGGCAAAACAUCUGCAUCGCAUAUGCCCAUCCAAACUCCAGCGGGGUCAGAGGAACUCUUUUUCCGAGAUAGGGGAGAGAGCACCGCGUCUAUCAUCUCUUCCUUAAUUACUGAUUUUAUUUUUCCUACACAAUCUUUAUUAUCUGAGCGCUCCCAGACUGUUGCCUUGUCUGCUGCCACAGUGAGCUCGGUAAUUAGUGGCGUUCCAGGGGCUGAUAUUAAGUUAAACAGACACUCAUCUCUCUCCCGUGGAUUCCAGCUCGCAAGUGCUUCCACGAGUGCACCUCCAGUAGUCUCUCGUGGGGCUCAAGAGGAUAUUGAAGAAUAUUCAGCUGUUUCGUUAAUUUCAAAAAGAGAGUCCUGGAGACCGCUGAGCUCCUGGAUGUCUCCCAUUUUUCCUGCUCAGAUAAUUAUAUCCAAACAGGUAGCCGUCUUGAACUCAUCAACUCCGCACCGAUUCACCAAGCAAGCCUCGGUUCCCAGUAAAGAUCAGGCUAUUACCGAAGCAUUCAGCGACCAGAGACUCACAAACAUCAAACCACAGGCUGCUGAUUCUUUAAGUGAAUUAAGCCAAACAUGCGCAACAUGUUCUAUGACUGAAAUAAAAUCCUCUCACGAAUUCUCAGAUCAAGUUUUGCAUAGCAAACAGUCCCAGUUUUACGAGACGUUCUGGAUGAACUCAGCGAUAUUAGCCAGCUGGUUUGCACUAAUGGGAACUCGAAUGAUCACUUCUGGGCAUUCUUUUCCUUCCACUGCUGAAAUCACACCAUCAGUGGCAAUCACAGAACUGUCAUCUUUAUUUCCUUCUGAAAAAAGUACAGAAAGAAGAAUUUUAGUCUCACCGGUAGAGGAAUGCAUUACCCUAUCAAGUAAUUUGGAUGUUAAUUUACGUUUGGAUAAGAUGUGCUCAUCCGUUAUCCCUUCACAAACUGUCCCUUCAGACCUGAUGAAUUCUGAUUUCAUUUCAAAGCUGACUACUGAUGAUCCUUCAGUAUCAGAAAACAUUUUAAAACUAUUGAAAAUAGGACACUGUGGUUUAACUGUGGGUCCCACUGACAUGCUAAAUGAAGACAAACUACUGGGCUUGAGAGAGCGUGAAUGGUCUUAUACACAGUUCAAACCUCAUGCAAGAAGUGAUGCUUCUCUAGAUUUUGAAUUAAACUUACAAAGUCGUCCAGAAACUAUACUUUCGAGUGACCUCAAGAGCAGCCUGCCACCACACGUAGACUCCACACCUGAUUUUUCAGAAGUAACCCCUACUGUCUCAUUUUCUACAGUUUCAGCAACGCAGUCACUUCCAAUGCAGACCUCUGUCCCCAUGUCUGUAUUUAUGCCAGAUUGGACAUAUUACACAGAUUAUCUGACCUUACCAUCUGAUUUGAAAGAAGCGUUCAGAACUUCUUCAGAAUGGUCCAAAUGGGAGCUGCAGCCUAGUGGGCGUGGCCUGGAAUCUCCGGCAGCAGGUCAGAGGGUUUCCAUCACUGGAUCUCGAUCUCUUGCCUGGUCUUCCCUGGGGCCCAUUCCGGCACCUCCUCAGCUGAUGAUUUCUGAUAUCAGUUGUGUUUGUUAUUAUGGAGAUUCCUAUCUAGAAUUUCGGAAUGUGUUUUUAAAUCCACAAAAUAACAUCUCCCUAGAAUUUCAGACCUCCAAUGCCGAUGGACUCCUGCUCUACAUCAAGCAAGACUCAGUAGACGAAUUUUUUAUUCAAUUAUUUAUUGAAAAUGGUACUUUAAAGUACCACUUUUACUGUGCUGGUGAAACACAAUUGCAAAGCAUUAACACUACUAUUAAAGUGGAUGAUGGACAAAGGCAUACACUGCUUAUCAGGCAAGAAUUGGACCCAUGUAAAGCUGACCUCACUCUUCUAGGGAGGACUAUGAAAGCAAGUUCAUCUAUCGGUUUCACACCUGGAAAACCCCUGCCUGCUUCAGGGUCUGUCUUUAUUGGUGGAGUUCCAGAACUUCAUGGAACAAACCAGAUUUCUGGACCAGUUGAGAAUUUUACUGGCUGCAUAGAAGUUAUAGAAAUCAAUAAAUGGGGAUCUUUCAUCCCAUCCAAGGCAGUGAAAAAAAUUCACAUUGACAGGUGCAGAUCCCAGGAGUCUACUCCGUCCUCAACAUCCCUGUCUGUCGCUCCUCCUGGGGCCGUGGGAGGGGCCUCGCUGGCCCCCCGUGCGGGGCCAGCCACAUGCCGGCUCCCCGUGUGUCACAACGGGGGCACCUGCCACACUGUCCUCCUCCCUGGGGGAGCCUUCUCCUUCCAGUGCGACUGUCCGCUGCAUUUCGCUGGCCGCUUCUGCGAACAAGAUGCAGGUUUAUAUUUUCCAUCUUUCAAUGGGAAUUCCUACUUAGAACUGCCUUUUUUUACAACCCUGGAGAAGGAACGUAACAGAAUUGUUACCAUCUACUUGACUAUAAAAACAAACGCUUUGAAUGGAACUAUUCUCUACAGUAAUGAGAAGAAUUUUGGCCAACAGUUCCUUCACUUAUUUCUCAUGGAAGGAAGGCCCACAGUUAAAUACGGAUGUGGAAGUUCCCAAAAUAUCUUGACUCUUUCUGCUAAUUACAGCAUUAACAGAAAUGUGUUCAUCCCUGUCACAAUACGCUACACAAUGCCUGCUGGCAGCCCUGGGCUUGUUUGUAUGAUUGAAAUGGCUGCAGAUGGAAAACCUCCAAUACGGAAAAAUGACACGGAGAUACCUCAUGUGUCCCAGGGAUAUUUUGAAAAAAUGUUUCUUGGCCACAUCCCUGCAAAUGUUGAGAUUCCUAAGAACACAGGCCACAUUUAUGGGUUCAAGGGAUGCAUUCAAGAGCUUCAGGUAAACAACAAAGAAUUCUUCCUCAUCGACGAAGCCCUGCACGGGAAGAACAUUGAGAACUGCCACCUCCCCCGGUGCCAGCAUCCUCUGUGCCGCAACAACGGUACCUGCGUCAGUGACAGUGAAACUUGGUUUUGUGAGUGUCCAAGGCUGUACUCGGGGAAGCUGUGCCAGUUUGCAACUUGUGAAAACAACCCGUGCAGAAAUGGUGCCACCUGCGUCCCUAGAUCCGGGACAGACACUGUCUGCCUCUGCCCGUACGGGAGGUCUGGACUCCUCUGCACUGAAGCCGUUCGCAUCACUCGGCCCAGGCUCGGCGGGAUGGACACCUUUGGCUACACCUCCUUCCUGGCCUAUUCACGCAUUCCAGAUAUCAGCUUUGAUUACGAGUUCCACCUGAAGUUUCAGCUGGAGAACAACCACUCCGCAGUGCGAGACAACUUGAUAUUUUUCACUGGACAGAAGGGCCGUGGGCUGAGUGGCGAUGACUUCCUGGCCGUGGGUCUGCGUGGCGGGCGCAUGGUUCACAGUUACAACCUGGGCUCUGGCACGGCAACAGUCAGCAGCGAUCCCCUCGACCUGAGCCGCAGGAUCCACACCGUGCAUCUGGGGAGGUCCUUCCGGACGGGCUGGCUGAAGGUAGACGAUCAGCAAAAUAAAUCCAUCAUCUCCCCAGGAAAACUGGUUGGUCUCAAUGUCUUCAGUCAGUUUUACGUAGGUGGCUAUAGUGAAUACACUCCAGAUCUCCUGCCAGACGGAGCUGAUUUUAAAAAUGGCUUUCAAGGUUGUAUUUUUACUCUUCAAGUCCGCACCAGGAAGAGUGGCCAUUUCAGAAGCCUGGGGACGCCUGAGGGCCACCCCAAUGCUGGGCGCAGUGUUGGCCAGUGUGACGCAUCUCCCUGUCUCUUGAUGAAAUGUGGCAAUGGUGGCACAUGUGUGGAGCGUGGGUCGACCAUUUACUGUAACUGUCCUAGUGGGUGGAAAGGAGCCUUCUGCACGGAGACAGUUUCCACCUGUGACCCUGAGCAUGUCCCUCCACACCACUGCAGCAAAGGGGCAACUUGUGUCCCAUUGCCUCAUGGAUACACCUGUCACUGUCCCCUGGGAACCACCGGAGUCUACUGUGAACAAGCUUUGUCUAUAAGUGAUCCAUCUUUCAAAAGCUGCGAAUUAUCCUGGAUGUCUUUUGCUUCCUUUCCUGUUCGAAAAAAGACACACAUUCAACUGCAGUUCCAGCCUCUUACUGCAGAUGGAAUCCUGUUCUAUGUUGCACAGCACUUGAGAGCACAGUCAGGUGAUUUUUUAUGCAUCUCUUUAGUAAAUGGUUUUGUUCAACUCCGCUACAAUCUUGGUGACAGAACUAUCGUUCUAGAAACUCUCCAAAAAGUAACUACUAAUAAAAGUACUUGGCAUGUGAUUAAAGCAGGACGAGAUGGUGCAGAAAGCUACCUGGAUUUGGAUGGGAUAAAUGUAACAGAAACAGCCAAUGCUAAAAUGAGCUCCCUGGACACAAAUACUGACUUCUACAUUGGAGGAGUGUCAUCCUUAAGUCUGGUAAAUCCCAUGGCAACAGCGAAUGAACCUGUCGGUUUUCAAGGUUGUGUCCGAGAAGUUAUUGUAAACAAUCAAGAAUUACAAUUGACUGAAUUAGGAGCAAAAGGUGGUUCAAACAUAGGUGACUGUGAUGGGACAGCCUGUGGGUACAAUGUGUGUAAAAAUCGGGGCGAAUGUAUAGUUAACGGCACAACUUUCUCCUGCAGCUGCUUGCCACACUGGGCCGGAAAUACAUGUGACCAGUCUGUGAACUGUGUGAACAACCUUUGCCUCCACCAAUCUCUAUGUAUACCUGACCAGUCAUUUUCUUACAGUUGUUUGUGUGCUUUGGGUUGGGGGGGAAGAUAUUGUGAAAACAGUAUUUCAUUUUCAACUGCAAAAUUUAUGGGUAAUUCUUACAUUAAAUACAUUGAUCCAGAUUUCAGAAUGAGAAAUCCUCAGUUUACUACUAUAUCCUUAAAUUUCAGUACUGCUGAAACAGAAGGUUUAAUUGCAUGGAUAGGAGAAGCUCACAAUGAAGAGAAUGACUUCCUGGCAAUUGGUCUCCAUCAUCAGGCCCUGAAAAUAGCAGUUAGCUUAGGAGAAAGCAUCUCUGUACCUAUGAUUUACAGCAAUGGUAACUUCUGCUGUGAUAAAUGGAACCAUUUAAUUGUAAUGCAAAAUCAGACUCUUAUUAAGGCCUACCUAGAUGGCAGUCUAAUUGUCUAUGAGGAUAUUGACCCACACAAAAAAUUUGUGGCUCUAAACUAUGACGGUAUUUGUUAUCUAGGCGGCUUUGAAUAUGGUCGGAAGGUAAAUAUUGUUACUCAAGAGAUUUUUAAAAGAAGUUUUGUUGGCAAAAUUAAAGAUGUAUUUUUUCAGGAUUCAAAAAAAAUUGAGUUAAUUAAAUCAGAAGGAUACAAUAUUCAUAGUGGUGAUGAAUAA
This is a messenger RNA of Hippopotamus amphibius kiboko, 9855 nucleotides long. It is a transcript of the gene EYS, whose product is annotated as eyes shut homolog. Gene Ontology annotation, molecular function: calcium ion binding. The record is from RefSeq and is a predicted model, not a curated record. Bases 1 to 9855 code for a protein of 3284 amino acids. The transcript is spliced from 43 exons. Lineage: Eukaryota; Metazoa; Chordata; Mammalia; Artiodactyla; Hippopotamidae. Gene Ontology annotation, biological process: establishment or maintenance of epithelial cell apical/basal polarity; heterophilic cell-cell adhesion. Gene Ontology annotation, cellular component: protein-containing complex; plasma membrane.